Molecule: messenger RNA, 582 nt
Organism: Jaminaea rosea
Lineage: Eukaryota; Fungi; Basidiomycota; Exobasidiomycetes; Microstromatales
Exons: 1
Coding region: 137-448 (103 amino acids)
Source: RefSeq, a predicted model, not a curated record
CUGCUGACAGUGGCGAUGAUGAUGCUCGCCGUGAAGCAUCACCAGUCCGCAGCUCAGGUUUCUGGGACCAUCAACAGCGAUCGGUAGCCCUCGCCUGCUCGGCCUUCAAUGAGCUCUGCACUGCCACGUUGUCCGAAUGCUUCUGCCGCUCUUCUCAUUUCUAGCCGCUCGGUGUAGCAAUGAGCGUACCUCAUCCACGGCAGCCUGUGCCAGCCGUGAUAGCAGCGUGGAAUCAGCUCGUAUGGGACCGCUUUUCUUCAUUGCAAGAAAAUCUCUUUUCAGAUGUUGCCGGGCGUUCGUCGACUCUCUCUUCAGGGCGAGCGUAACGGGGCUACUACGCCAUACGGCCGUGCCAUCAGCCUUGCUACCUUCAUAUCGCCACCGUAGCCCUCAGAUACACGACAGCAGGGCUCAGCCCUCCUCGAAGCUCUAUAGCUCUCUUACUUGACACAUUCACCUCUCGCACGCCGCCGCUGGUGCCCGAUCGCAUCGAUCCGCCUGGCUCCUCAGCUAACAUUCAUCUCAUACAAUACCUUUUGGCCAUGGCGCUUCGAUCCCCCCUCCGUUUCCUCGACUUCUCUA